AUGGAAGAAAAUCAACAAAAGCAUUUUGUUCUCGUACAUGGUGCAUGCCUUGGAGCUUGGAGCUGGUACAAGCUACAACCGCUGCUAGAGGCGGCUGGUCACCGCGUCACGGCAAUUGAUCUCUCAGCCUCCGGCAUCAACCCGAAAAGCCUAGAUGAGCUUCGCACAUUUCCAGACUAUACACUGCCAUUGUUUAAGGUAAUGGAGUCGAUUCCACCAGACGAAAAGGUAGUUCUAGUUGGACAUAGUCUUGGUGGCAUGAACUUGGCUUUUGCAAUGGAGAAAUACCCUGAAAAGAUUUACAUGGCUGUUUUUCUUGCGGCUAUAAUGCCUGACACUGUACAUAGGCCAUCCUAUGUUCCGGAACAGGUCCCGAUGGAAGAUUCUUUGGACACUCAAUUCGCGCCAUUUGGUAGACCCGAAGAUCAUCUCCAAUCAAUACUCUUUGGUCCACAGUUCAUAUCAUCCAGACUAUAUCAACUCUCCCCACCUGAGGAUGUUGCAUUAGCAAACUCAUUAGUGAGGCCAACCUCUAUUUUUUUGGAAGAUUUGUCAAAUAGGAGUCCAUUUUCCAAUGAAAAGUUUGGAUCAGUAAAACGUGCUUUCAUCAUAACCGGCAAAGAUAAAGCCAUACCACCAGAUUUCCAGCGCUGGGAAAUUGAAAAUAAUCCUGUGGCAAUACAGAAAGAGAUAGAAGACGCUGACCACAUGGCAAUGAUUUCAAAGCCGAGCACCCUUUGCCAAUAUUUAUUGGAAAUAGCAAAAUAA
Messenger RNA from Fraxinus pennsylvanica, 768 nucleotides. The record is from the annotation of a GenBank genome assembly. NCBI's taxonomy places the organism in Eukaryota, Viridiplantae, Streptophyta, Magnoliopsida, Lamiales, Oleaceae.